Pogona vitticeps (central bearded dragon) is the source of this 2260-nucleotide messenger RNA. RefSeq names its product tRNA methyltransferase 1 (gene TRMT1). Gene Ontology annotation, molecular function: tRNA (guanine) methyltransferase activity; RNA binding; metal ion binding. NCBI's taxonomy places the organism in Eukaryota, Metazoa, Chordata, Lepidosauria, Squamata, Agamidae. Gene Ontology annotation, cellular component: nucleus. Gene Ontology annotation, biological process: tRNA N2-guanine methylation. The record is from RefSeq and is a predicted model, not a curated record.
AGCUGAUUUUCCACUAGCAACUUUCAAUAUGGCGUAUCCUGUACCAUCUAGCGUGGACGUGCGUGCUGGGUGACCACUGCAAUGCUUCUGCCAAGGGACAUCUUCUGGGUCCAGCGACAGAAAUACAAGCUGAACUGAUGACAAGCACUCUACUGUCAUUUUGGUACCCGAGACAGACCUUGUCUUUGCACGGAAGGACGGCAAUUCUGCAGCUUCAGACAAGCUGGAACUUAUUGCCUUUGAUUUUUCCUCAAGUCAGAAAUUGUUCUUUUAUCAAAAGCAUGGAGUAUGAUCAGGGACAAAAUAUGGAAACUAGUGGCUCUAAUCUAGAACUAAAUGCGACUCAGUCAAAAGCAGCCCAAAGUGAUGGCUGUGAUCCAGUGAAAAAUGGUGAGACUGUGAUUACGGAAGGAAGAGCAAAAAUAAUUUUUCCAAGUGCCAACGAAGUGUUUUACAACCCUGUCCAGGAGUUCAACAGAGACCUUACGUGUGCAGUCCUUACAGAAUUUGCUCGUUUACAGCUGUCAUCCAAAGGGAUUUCCCUUGUGGUCCCUGGGGAGGAAAGCACCUCCAAAGUAAUCGUGGAUGCCUCAAAAGACGAGAAAGCUGAUGACUUGGAACAACCGCCUGCUGGAGAUCAGCUAGAGCAGGAGGAUCAUAAAAUAGCAGUCGUGGGAGAAGUAUGCCAGGAUGGGCUCAAAGUGCUGGAGGCCUUGGCUGCUUCCGGACUUCGCUCUAUCCGCUUUGCCAAGGAGGUGCCAGGCCUUCACAGUGUGGUAGCUAAUGACUUCUCAUUCAAGGCUGUUGAACUCAUGAACCGAAACAUUCAGCUCAAUGAUGUAAGACACCUGGUGACUUCAAGUUUCUCAGAUGCCCGGAUGCUGAUGCACAAACGGAAGGCAGCCAAAGAACUCUUUGAUGUCAUUGAUCUGGACCCGUACGGCAGCCCGUCGAUGUUUCUUGAUGCUGCAGUACAGGCUGUGGAUGAGGGAGGUCUGCUGUGUGUCACAUGUACGGACAUGGCUGUGAUGGCUGGGAACUCUGGGGAGACCUGCUAUAGCAAAUAUGGGGCCAUGUCUAUCAAGGCCAAGUUCUGCCAUGAAAUGGCUCUACGAAUUAUCCUGCACAGUCUUGAUCUGCGUGCCAACUGCUACCAGCGCUACAUUGUUCCACUCUUGUGUGUCAGUGUUGAUUUUUACAUCCGUGUUUUUGUCCGGGUCUUCACUGGACAGUCCAAGGUCAAAUCAUCUGCCAGUAAACAGGCCUUGGUCUAUAACUGUGUGGGCUGUGGCUCUUUUCAUCUCCAGAGGCUUGGCAAAGUGGUGGACAAUGGAAACAAAAUCAACUACAAGGCAGCCUGUGGACCUCCUGUGGGACCAUCUUGUGAACAGUGCCACCAGCACCACCAGCUGGGUGGCCCUUUAUGGGCAGAGCCUCUCCAUGACGUGGGCUUUGUCCAGAGAGUCCUCUCAGCAGUUGGAAACAACCCAGGGCGCUUCCAAACAAGUCAGCGGAUUCAGGGCAUCCUGAGCAUGGUGAUGGAGGAACUCAGUGAUGUCCCUCUCUAUUACACCCUUGAUCAUCUCUGCAAAACCAUCCAUUGCAACAGUCCUUCCUUGCUGCAGUUCAGAUCAGCUCUCCUCCAUGCUGGUUACAGGGUGUCGCUCUCCCAUGCCUUCAGAAGUGCCAUCAAAACAGAUGCACCGGCAGCUGUAGUUUGGGACAUCAUGCGCUGCUGGGAGAAACUGAAUCCCGUGAAAAGAGAGCGCCUCUCGGAGAACAGCCCAGCUGCCUGCAUCCUCUCGGUGGAGCCCAAGCUACAGGCGUCCUUCACGGUCCGGGCAGAUGCUAAUCCUAACUCAAGAAAACAAGGUCUGAAACGGUUCCAGCUGAAUCCAGAGCCCUUCUGGGGACCAAAAGUGAGAGCCAAGAUUGGGGGCGGGAUUUCCUCCUCCCUGCAGGAAAAAAGAAAGCUACACCAGAACAAGAGGAAAGUGUGUACAGGAGAGAGCGAUGGGGCUCACCUGAAGAACUUCCCCUGCAAAAGGUUUCGUCAGGGCAACUGUUCGCUGGGAGACAAAUGCUGCUACUCCCACGAGACAGAACAAGAAACAGAGCCAAGUGACACCCCGGGAUCCUGAUGUAAUGACCUUGAACAUCUGCUUGGAUUUUGCUUUUAUUUUUUCAUUCAUAGAAAAGUGUUAUUUUAAAGGAUUGCUCAUUUCCAAUCUGCCCAACAUUAAAGAGUCUUCUCUUUUGA